Phycomyces blakesleeanus NRRL 1555(-) is the source of this 1440-nucleotide messenger RNA. RefSeq names its product secreted endopolyphosphatase. Bases 1 to 1440 code for a protein of 479 amino acids. Gene Ontology annotation, cellular component: fungal-type vacuole. The transcript has 9 exons. Lineage: Eukaryota; Fungi; Mucoromycota; Mucoromycetes; Mucorales; Phycomycetaceae. The record is from RefSeq and is a predicted model, not a curated record. Gene Ontology annotation, molecular function: endopolyphosphatase activity; exopolyphosphatase activity. Gene Ontology annotation, biological process: polyphosphate catabolic process.
AUGCGGUUCUCUUUUAUACUUGCCAGUAUUGCCAUAUGUCUAACAGUAGAUGCUCUCCCUUUGGGCUCUAUUCGACGCGAAAAUAUCAUUGAAAAAAACACUCUUGGCCCUAGACAGACUGUGGAGUUAAAGGGAAAAUUUUUACAUGUUACGGAUAUUCAUCUUGAUGCAUAUUACUUGGCAAAAACGGAUCCUUCGAACCUAUGCCACCGUAAAAGCUCAAAGGAUUCCAAAAACGUGUCUGGUAAAUUUGGAGCGCUUGGUACUGACUGUGACUCUCCUACAUCCUUAGUGCAAGCCUCUUUUGAUUUUAUGAAGCAAUCCCUGAGUGAUGUUGAUUUUGUUAUCUACACCGGAGAUACGGCACGACAUGACAGAGACGACUCACUAAAGAUUACAGAUAAAGAUAUUCUGGAAGAGCAUACUGUUGUGACUCAGUAUUUUAAAGACACUUAUAAUAUUCCAGCCAUCCCAUUUAUUCCUACUAUUGGAAAUAACGAUGGGUUUAACCACAAUGAUGUAGUUAUUGAAGAUCCUAUAUUCAAGUCUCUUAAGACCAUCUGGGCUCCAUUCAACCUAAAUUUGACCGAUGAUUUCAGUGAGGGUGGUUAUUUUGUUCAAGACAUCAUUCCAGGAAAACUACAGGCUAUGAGCAUAAAUACAAUGUACUUCUUUUCCAAGAACUCUGAAGCCAAGAAUUGCAAUACUGCUGGUACCUCUGGUGCCUUACAAAUUACUUGGAUGAAGAAGGUUCUGGACGCCGCCCGGACAAAGAAAACAAGUGUCUAUGUUGUUGGACACGUUCCUCCUAACGAUGAUGACGCCUCUGAACUUUACAAGUCCUCUUGUCACGAACUGUAUAUUGAUUUGCUAGGCUCUUAUGGCGAUGUGAUUGCUGGACAUUUCACAGGUCAUACAAACUCUGAUAUGUUGACCGCCAUUGUUAAGGAUGGAUCAAGUUAUUCGUCUCUUUCGGCUGUAGACGAUAGUAGCGAGCUUACUUCAUCGUCUAUGGUUGAUCCAAAUGUUGCAACUGUGCUGUUCAACGCCCCAUCUAUCAUUCCCGUAAACAAUCCAGCCAUUCGUGUCUAUAACUAUGAGACCCAGGGAACUGAAAAUCCUUUUGGUACUAUUCUCGACUGGAUACAAUACUAUGCUGACCUUGAAGAGGCUAAUGACAGUGGAGAGUUGGAAUAUAAAAUUGAAUAUCAAGCCUCAGAACUUUUUGGUAUAGAGACUUUCGAUGCCGCUGGUGUUUCUAAAGCCUUUACAAAGCUUGCAACGGACAAGACUAUCCGCAAAAAAUACAUUAGCUACGUAUCGACUAAAGCCUAUGAAUCAAUGUUUUUGGACUGGAAUUAUUAUAGCAAUGUAGAAAUCUCAAAUUUGGAAACAUAUGUCGCUAUGAGAUCUAGCUUUUGCUAUGCUAUAUUCAAGUAA